AUGGAAGGUAAAAAAGAAGAGGGUAUAAGGAAAGGGCCAUGGAAAGCAGAGGAAGACGAAGUGCUGUUAAAACAUGUGAAGAAGUGUGGCCCAAGAGACUGGAGCUCCAUUCGAUCCAAGGGUCUCUUGCAGCGUACCGGAAAGUCAUGCCGGCUCCGUUGGGUCAAUAAGCUCCGACCCAACUUGAAGAAUGGGUGCAAAUUUUCGGUGGAGGAGGAGAGGGUGGUGAUAGAGUUGCAAGCACAAUUUGGGAACAAAUGGGCAAGAAUAGCGACCUAUUUGCCGGGGAGGACAGACAAUGAUGUCAAGAAUUUUUGGAGCAGCAGGCAGAAGAGGCUGGCUAGGAUUCUGCAGACAUCAGCAGCAGCACCAGCCACACCCUCCUCCAAAUCACAUAAAACCAAAAGGGAAGUCUCUGUUUUUCAUGAGCUUCCCACCACUAUGGAGGCUACAAAAUUCAAUUGCUCAUCGGAGGGAGAACCAUCGUUACAAGCGCAACCAUGCUUGUCACCGCCACCUUGCUUUCGGAACUCCGAGAUCAUCAAAAUGGUGCCGCUGCCGGAUAUUGUUAAGCCCAAGUCUCUUUGCUUCGAAACAAAUCCUGUUCAACAUGAGCUCCCCAUAACUGAUAAGGAUCCAUGGACUGAUUCCCACACUGCAAUCCCUUUCCUGCAGAACCCACAGCCCCAAACAGACCAAAUAUUCUCAUCCGAAACGCAAGAAUUCUUGGCAAGGUUCGACCCCUAUUUCGACAUGUUAGGACCUCUGGAUGCUUUGGGGCUUGGAAACGGAGGAGAACCACUUGUCAUGGAGCCUCCAUUGUUUGAACCAGUAGGAAGCUGUCUAAGUUGUGAGGGGGAGAGAAUCGACCAUACCAUGACUCCAGAUUGUGUGUUCGAUGACUUCCCGACAGACAUGUUUGAUCAAAUUGACCCGCUUCCGAACACAUCAGGAUCAGGGCAGCAUUGA
Molecule: messenger RNA, 969 nt
Organism: Pyrus x bretschneideri (Chinese white pear)
Lineage: Eukaryota; Viridiplantae; Streptophyta; Magnoliopsida; Rosales; Rosaceae
Product: transcription factor DUO1-like
Exons: 3
Coding region: 1-969 (322 amino acids)
Source: RefSeq, a predicted model, not a curated record